AUGGCAACUCCAAAGAAGACAAAGAUCACAUUUGAUGUCAUGAAGAUGUUAGACCCAUAUCAGCUGAAACCUGGUAGCACGGAGACAGAAAGAAUCAUGAAUGUCCUGGAUGAGACAGCUGCCAAGCUGGAGAUGAGCAGUUUGAUCCCACAUGUGGUGGACUCUCUGGAUAGGUUUGCUGAUGUACUGGGUCCUGAGAUCACAAAGAACCUGCUGGAGCUGCAAAAGCUUUCCAUGGAAAUGGAGUGCCUGCUUGCCAGCUCCGAGGAAGAGACCAGCACGAAAGCUGAGGAGCAAUGGGGCCGCCUCUGCUUUCUAGAGCAACGUCUGAAAUGUUCUGUUAGAAAUGUCCUGAGACUCUUCCUGGCCAACCCUUCACUUCCCCAGGCUCUGAAGCCCAAAGUUGGGGUAGGAGAGUCACCAGCUGAAGUGUUUGUCAAAGCCUUUGGGGUGUUCAGGAAUUUCAUGCUGGAGAGAUUGCUGACUAGUCCCAUGGAAGAGAAAGGAAAGAUGCAGUUUGUGGAAGACAUCUCUCUCCAGAUUAAGCAGCACGCUGAAGCAAUCGCAGCCCUGCAGGCAAAGCUGGCAGCAGCAAUCCAGACUCGAGAGGAUGAGAUUCACAAGAAGGACAAUGUGAUCAAAGACCUCAAAACCAGAAUUCAAGAUGUGGCCAAAGACUCCAAGAUCAGCUUCCAGAAGAUCAAGGAGGAAGGAGAAAACCAGCAGAAAGUGGAGCUGCAAGUCUCCCAGAGCAGGUGUGCUGGGCUGCAGCAGGACAUUGAGCAGCUACAAACACAACUCACUGCACUUGUGGUGGAGCACCGAGCAUCUGAGCUGGCUCUCAGGAAGAGGAAGUGCAGAUUGGAGGUGGAAAUUUGGAACUGGGUCCAGAAAUACGACACAGACAUGGCAGAAAAACAGGCUGAGUACGAGGAGGUUGGUGCUGCCUAUGCCGAGGAGAAGGCUCAGCUGUCCCUGCUGACAGAGAAACAUGCUCUGCUUCUCCAGGAGUAUUCCCAGAUCGAGGAGGAAUGCAAGAUGCUUCAGGAGAAGGAGGAGGAGGCUUUGAGGGAGCUGAACACCAAGAACCGUGCUGCUGCCCGCAUCCAGGCCCUCUGGAAAGGCUACCUGGUCCGGUGCCUUUACAAGCCAAAAAAGAAGAAGGGCAAGGGCAAGGGCAAGGGCAAGAAAUAA
Messenger RNA from Nestor notabilis (Kea), 1194 nucleotides. It is a transcript of the gene DRC10, whose product is annotated as IQ motif containing D. The coding region runs from base 1 to 1194 and encodes 397 amino acids. The transcript has 4 exons. Gene Ontology annotation, molecular function: protein binding. The record is from RefSeq and is a predicted model, not a curated record. Lineage: Eukaryota; Metazoa; Chordata; Aves; Psittaciformes; Psittacidae.